UCCUCAUCCAGAGGAAACAUGGACCAAACAGCUCUGAUGCUGCUUCUGUGUCUCUGCAGCUCAGCUCUGAAGGAUGGAGAAACUGUGGGAACCUUCAGAGGAAAGGAAGGAGGAAACAUCAACGUUAGAUGUGAAUUUCGUUACUCAGGAACCAAAAGGUUCCUCUGUAAGAAAACUUGUGAAGGAAAAAACAUUGUCAUUGAAACAACUAAAGAGAGAGAUGUGAGAGGAAGAUUCAGCAUCAGAUAUGAAAAAAGAGCAACUUCAAGAUCUGAUCUUCUACAUGUGAACAUCACUGAUCUGAAACCAUCAGACUCUGGACGGUACUGGUGUCGCUCAGAUGGAACCUUUGCUGGAACUUUAUACGAUCAUUUUGAUCUUGUUGUGACUGAAGAUUCUUCAAAACCAAAAUGGACUCCAAGAACUUUUCUAGGAUCAACUUUUCUCCCUACAUCAACUCAGAGUUUCUCUCCAUCUGAAACCAUCAAACUCUCUGAGAAACCAGCUGCAGCUUCAGAUCCGCUGCUCUAUGCGGUUCUGGUUCUGGUCGUUCUGAUCGUCUUUUUAGCAGCAGCUCUGCUGAUUUUCUUCAAGAGGAAAAACUUCAGUCAACAGAAAGGUCCACCAGAAGAAACAGAAUACGCCAACUUCUCCAAGGCUAAAGAUGAUGCAGUAGAGUACUCUGAGGUUCAUUUCCUGAAAGAUGCCUCUACUCCAGCCAACAGCGCCCCCUGUGGUCGUGCAGAAAACAUCACCUACUCAGAGAUUCAGAUGAACUCUGCGAACCGCAGCGAUGAUUCUGCUCUUUACUCCAACAUUAGUUUACAGCAGUAGCUCUGCUGUUUUUAAAGCUAAAGGUUUACUGGUUUUAUUUUUUUUAGAAAUGGUAAUUGAUAUUUAUAUUUAAAUACAGAAAAAGUCAAGAAACUGAAAUUUGCUUCCAGUAAUUUUCUGUUUUCAGAUUGAAAGAACAUAAAUCUAUAAAAGUAGCAGAAAUGGAAAUUAACUAAAGUUCUCUUAAUAUUUAUAUUUUCUUAUUAUUUCAGGUUGUAUUUAAUAAUUUAAGUUUAAGAUUUCCCAUCUUUGUGUUGACUUUAAUUUCUGUUACUCCAGAAGAACCAAAUGUCUGUUUCUGAAUGUUAACGUUGUUUAGUAAAACUAAAUGCCAACAUACAGUGAAUUGUUUUACUUCUAUUUUCAUAUAAAAUGACAUACUUGUGUAAAAAUUGACAAAAAUGUUUAUAUCUUUUUAAUUUAAAGGUUUCUGAUCUCUUAUAUAAGAUUUCAGUGAAUAAUAUUUUAUUAAGUAAUUCCAAUUUCCUCCUUAUAGAUUUAUUGUUUUGCUAACAGAAUUUAGAAAGUGAAAAAGUCAACUCAUCUCUUACAUAAUUACUUAUGUAAAUGAAUAUCCAUAA
Messenger RNA from Gambusia affinis (western mosquitofish), 1415 nucleotides. RefSeq lists its product as uncharacterized. Lineage: Eukaryota; Metazoa; Chordata; Actinopteri; Cyprinodontiformes; Poeciliidae. The record is from RefSeq and is a predicted model, not a curated record. The transcript has 6 exons. The coding region runs from base 19 to 834 and encodes 271 amino acids.